AUGGCGAGUCGCAAUCGCAAGCUGGUGACGUAUGGCGCAACAAGAAGCCGACCGAGCAAUGAUGCGUCAGGACGCACUUCUCCCUCACAGCGCAUGCUUCAGGAUCCCCCUGCGCCCGCUCGAACCAAAAAUUCACGGAGUAUCCAGAGUGGGGUCAGACGGCCAACAACUCCCACACGGACAACCGAUUCGGCGCCGAGUGUCUUCGAUCUCCCAUCUUCCGAGGACGAGGCCCAAACAGACAUCUUCCGAAGGAAACGCAGAAGACAUGUCCUCGAUGAGAGAGAUUCCCGGACUGUGGUGCAUCCUCACGAUGGUCCCAAGACAACGACAUCAGCAACUACCACCAGAGGCGAUGGCUCGUCGCCGCGCAUCAGGCGCGCCAGAGAUUCCAGAUGGAAGUCGUCUCAGAUCAGAGACCCGGCAGAAACGAUACAAUCGACAACACCCUCAGCCGGCCCGGAAACGCCCAGGCCUCGACAAAGAUGGAGCGAAAUUUCCGCGUCAGAUGAGCGACACGUUAACGAGCAAAGCUUCUCCAGAUCUGCGAUAACCGACUGGGACAGACGAUCGUCUCCAAGCUCCUCCCACGACUCGUAUCCUACGGUCGCCAACACAACCCCUGGCCGCCGAAGACUGGUAGACUCGCUGGGAAUACAGAACCAGUCCUCAGAAGAGUCGCCGGCGGCAAGCCCAGCCAUUAGCCAGUCGGCGCCGCGCGUUUCCCUUGGUGUCCCAUUUCAACCGAUAGAAUCGUCUCGGUCAAAUCUCGAUGGGCAUCCUGAGAACCCCGGUCAUGACUCGCCGUCGUCACUGGCAUCCCACCUUUGGGGCUCGAAAGUUACAUAUGCGCGCCAACGGUCCUUUCUGGAUGACCUUUCUCUGGCAGGGGAGCUGUCCUCCCAGGAUCUUUCUGGGGGUUUGGAACAACUCCAAUCCUCUUCUCAGCGGGAGAUCCCGGGAAAUCGUUCUCGCGCUCGUCUGUUUGCAUUGGAGGAGGAGAACCAUGAUGAUGGAACAGUUCGAAGCAUUCAUGAACUGCGACAGGCUGGGGGCAAUGCUCGCUUCCGUGGUGCGGUCGAGUCGAUCUUUGAGGAUAUUGAAGAUGACCACAACUCCGCAUCGGGGCGUUGUAAUGCGUUCAUCCAGCUCUGUACCAAACUCUUGGACUCCAAGCUCAGGGCCCGAUUUGUGGAGUGUGACUUUGACAAGAGGCUGGUGAACUGUAUUUUCAACAACCUGGACAUCGUUUCUGCGACAUUCGCCUUGUGCGCCUACGGGCUCUGUUCACUGGGCGGAGGCCCCCGGUAUCUUCUUGCGAGAGAUGCAUGGCCAAAACUGUUGGACAUUUCUCCCAUUUUACUGAACACGUAUGAUGAUGUCCCGGUCGUGGCACAGAAUCGGGCCAACGGGUUGUCCAAACCGGUGCAGAUGGCUGUCCAGGGCAUCACCCCUCAAGUGAUAUCGACCCUCUUCCCCGAAAUUCCUCCAUCGAAUGUUUCUCCUUGCCUAGUGGCACUUUACUGUUUGAAAUCAACUGCCUCGGCCUUUCAAGCAAAAGGCGAGAGCAGCAGCGGGAUCCCUUCACCGGUGCUGAGGCAGCUAAUGGAUGUGUUAUCCUCACAGAGCUCGUCUCGUGGAGUCCAGGAUACACUAUCACCGGAAGAGUCACUGAUGCUCAGCUUGGUAUUUUCAAUACUAGAAGCGCAUACGGCCUCUGCGGAGUCCUCGGCAGAGGGGAGCCAGUCCCUCUUGGGCCGACUUUCUGGCUUGCAUGGGUUGCUUCGUUCAGGCGAUGAUUCAGACUUGGGCCGCCAGCAGCUGCAGACGCUCUACAUGCGCGUGAUUUUGAACGUUACCAACAGCAACUCGACCCUCUGCGACGACUUCGCGACGACGGAGCUGGUUGGAGGACUGGUUCACAUCGUGCUGGCCAAAUUCGGUGACUUGACGGAAGACUCGCUCGCCCAGGAGAACAAUUCUCUGGAUCGGGUGAUUCUCGCGCUGGGCACUCUGAUCAAUCUAACGGAACAGAGCCAAGCAGCACGGGGCCAUUUUCUCAACCCGGCAUCCCGGCCCAAGUCCUUUCUCAACCGGCUACUCCGGUUAUUCUUGGCUCAUGUGGAUUCGGUUUCCAGCGCUCAUUCCGUGGUGGAGGUACAUCAUAACGUUGCCGUCGGGUAUCUCGCCGUGCUCCUGCUGACCCUGUGUCUGAACCCCGAGGCGCGUUCACGGAUCAAGGGGAAGGAACUGACGAGGAUUAAGUCCACGGUGGACGAAUUCUUGCAGUAUCACCAAAAGAUCGAGUCCCGUGAAGCGGCGAGUGGAUUUCUGGUACGAUUGCAGGCGCUGGUCAAACAGAUCCAGCAGAUGGAAGCGUUGGAUGAAUAG
Penicillium lagena is the source of this 2391-nucleotide messenger RNA. RefSeq names its product WAPL family protein. The transcript has 2 exons. The record is from RefSeq and is a predicted model, not a curated record. NCBI's taxonomy places the organism in Eukaryota, Fungi, Ascomycota, Eurotiomycetes, Eurotiales, Aspergillaceae. Bases 1 to 2391 code for a protein of 796 amino acids.